AUGCACCACGGCGAAUUUCAGUCGCAUACUUGGAUUCCGACCUGCCUAAAGGAGAACCAUUGGGCUGACCCUGACCCUAUUUGGAGAAAGAAGUCAACGUGCGCAACACGGUUUUUCGACGGAAUUGAGCAUUUCUCGAGGCAUUUACUCUUAAAAAAAGGCCGAAUAAAAGCUACUUCUCCUUCUCGAAUCUACAGUAUACCAUUUUCCCAACUUGCCCUGUCGUGUCAAAGAGAAAAGCUCUGUUCCUGCACUCAUCUCACCCCCACGCAUACUCUUCUCCUUUUGCCUCUUGGGCACAUUUUGCCGGCAGCACGUGACCGGAGACCCACCUCUUACUUAUCGGCCGCCAUGGUUUGUGCGGGCGCCGAAAUUGGCCAAUGCCAUUGUAAUGUUAUAUAUUGUUUCGUCGCUUGGUGCCAGUCUCUUUACCUUUUCCCGGACCCCUUUUACUUUUCUUUUCUCCGGUAUAUCGGAGUGGCACGUGUCUGCAGAGAAUAUGUAUCAUGGCCUGCACGCAACAUUCGCCCAUUUCGUCAUUCAGUCCUUCCAUAG
Clavispora lusitaniae ATCC 42720 is the source of this 555-nucleotide messenger RNA. The record is from RefSeq and is a predicted model, not a curated record. Lineage: Eukaryota; Fungi; Ascomycota; Pichiomycetes; Serinales; Metschnikowiaceae.